CCAAUGACGUCCCAGUAGUCUAAGAAUCCGGUGCAUAGCAAACUUCGAAUAACAAGACAGUCAUCGCGCAGGCAUCGUGGUAGAAGGAUCAGCCAUGUCUUCUGGGACGGAAGAAGAGAAAAUUGAAUCUGUACAAAUAGAAGGACUUGUUGCUCUUCGAAUAGUAAAGCACUGUCAUGAAGAAGGUGCUGGAGAAAUUGCGCAGGGUGUACUUCUGGGCCUUUUAGCUGAUAAAACUUUGGAAAUUACAAAUUGUUUUCCCCAUCCACGCAACGAUGAUGAUGACUUUGAUGAAAUAUCCUACCAAAUCGAGAUGAUGCGUAAACUGCGAGAUGUUAAUGUCGAUCACUUCCAUGUUGGUUGGUACCAGUCCACCUUCUUAGGGUCAUUCCUAAACAAAACUUUUGUUGAAUCACAAUUCAACUAUCAAAAGUCAAUUGAAGAAUCUGUUGUGAUUGUUUAUGAUCCAUUACAAACAAACCAAGGAAUGCUGUCUUUUAAAGCUUAUCGACUUACGAAAAAACUGAUGGAUUUAUACAGUAGCGGUGAAAAAAAUUUUACACCGGAAGGUCUUACACAAAAAGGAAUAUCGUUCAAUAAUUUGCUAGAAGAGGUCCCGGUCACAAUCAGAACAUCUAAUUUAGUCAACACCCUCAUCACAGAAAUAGAAGAAGCUUCACCACCUGCUGUAAAAGAAGAAUUUCUCAGCCUCGCAACAGGAUCUUAUUUGGAGAAAAAUGUGCAAUUGUUGAUUGAAGGAGCUGAUGAGCUUUGUCAAGACUCUCAAAAGCUGCACAACUACCAAAGAAAUGUCGCAAGACAGCAACAACAAAUUGAUGCUUAUAAACAGAGAAGGAUGCAAGAAAACGAGAUGCGAAAACAAAGAGGUGAUCCCCUUCUUCCAGAAGAAGAUGUGAACAAAAUUUACCGUCCACAACAACCGCCACCUCGUUUAGAAAAUCUGUUGAGUACAGCACAGAUAGCCACGUAUUGUGAUCACUUGAACGAGUUUGCUUCACAGUCAUUCAGUAAAUUAUUUAUUGCAGAAAGUGUACAAAAAACUGAGGAGAUAUAAACAUAAAAUAAAAUUUGCGAAAAAAAGUU
This is a messenger RNA of Hydractinia symbiolongicarpus, 1104 nucleotides long. RefSeq names its product eukaryotic translation initiation factor 3 subunit H-like. The record is from RefSeq and is a predicted model, not a curated record. The transcript is spliced from 7 exons. Bases 95 to 1075 code for a protein of 326 amino acids. Gene Ontology annotation, cellular component: cytoplasm; cytosol; eukaryotic translation initiation factor 3 complex. Gene Ontology annotation, molecular function: translation initiation factor activity; metallopeptidase activity; protein binding. NCBI's taxonomy places the organism in Eukaryota, Metazoa, Cnidaria, Hydrozoa, Anthoathecata, Hydractiniidae.